GCUACUCUGUUUAAAAGAUUAAAUGGCAUCUUCCUAUCUCCACACAACUCAUUUCCAAUCGAUCCAAAUUUCCAACCCAUCGCCAUGUCUGCCUUCACACUGCAAUACCCAGUUCACAUCAAUCCCGCUUCCCGCUACUCAUUUUCUAUCCAAACACUGCGGUUUGUCCUGCAUCCCUCCAAGUCCCACUGUUCACCUCAAAGUUACAUCCUCAUCCAUCCAUUCCUCACUCUCUUCCCCAAAUCCACCCAUCUCAAAGGAGGAGGCCAUAGUUCAAGCCAAAACAUCCCUUUCAACAACCUUAGAAAAACCCCUCAACAAUCCCAAACUAGUAGGUAAAUUCAAGAAACUAAGGCAACCCAAGUUUAGAGUUGAAAUUCCAGUUAUUGAUGACUCACCGGAUUCACUUUCCCAACUUGCUCUUGAUUUUUUUGGGGACAUACCCAUCAAAAGAAAAGGUUCUCCCAUUAAGAUCUUAAUCAUGUGGCCUGAUGCUAACUUAAAAGAAUCUGCCACUUCUGCCUUUCAGUCUCAUUCAACUAGCCAAGUUGAACACAUUGACAUUCCUUCAGUGACCAAAACAGACCCCAGAAUUUUGAAUUCUGCAGAUGUGGCAAUAUUUUUGGUGCCAGAGAGUUCCCAAUUGGCACUGAUGAAAAGAGUGAGCGAUGCCUUUUAUCCAAAGCCAGUGGUUUUGUUUAACCCAAAAUGGGCUUUUGAGGAAGAGAACAACUUUGGUGAUCUAAGUGGCUUUUUGGGUUCUUUUGAAGUGGUUUAUUCUUUUAUGGGGUUGGAGGUGAGAGGGAUCUUAAGCCAAAAAAAAGGUGUGAUUUUUAAGUGUGCGAGAGAUGGGGUUGUGAGUGGAGAGAGAUGGAAUGUUCUUGUAGAAGAAGGAGAAGAUCUGAAGGUGGUUUCCUCAUUCAAGACCAGGCCAACCAUUGGUGAAGUUGAGAAUGUGUUGUACAAUCUAAUGGCUAUCAAUUCGCCCAUAACCAAGUCUGCAAAGUUCAUCAGGGGAUUGGUAUCCAAUAUGACAGGGAAAAAAUAAAUGGAGCUGUUGCAUUGGUCUUCAGGAUCUCUGAUUCACUUUAAUUGUGGUAGAACAUGUUUGUGAAUAUGUCCCAGUGAUUAUAGGUGCUCUACUAUGACCAUUGUAUGAAGUAAGCAUGUUGUAGUACAGUAGUACUCAACCAAUUUUGAAUGAGAAUCCAAAUUACUUUUGAGGACUAUGCCUUAAGUUAUUGAUACUCUGCGUACGUAUACUUAUGAAACAUUUAGUGUGUUUAGAAACUAAUCAAAAUCACGUUAAACUACAUUUCAACGUAAAAGCUAUAGCUUUUAGCGUUGGAAUGGUUCUCUUUCAAGUGGAUUUGACGGCAUUCCAAACACAUUCCAAGAUACGACUGCUCGAAUCUGAAUUACAUAAUAAGAAGCUCUGAUGUUUGCUAUAUGUAGAUUGAAAUGAAAUUGGAUAAAAUGGUCCUUUGGUCUCUAUUUUCCCCUGAACCUCUAUUAAAUCUGAUUCUUACAAAAGCUUAUUGUUAAAAACUUGAGCUCGCAGGUUUGUUUUCCCUGAAAAAAAAAAUGUUGUUUCAAUAUAUAUAUUAUAUGAUCUACAAAUACUUGUAGUUACAAUAUGAAUUUAAGAGAAAAAGAAUCUGAGAAUUUCAACUGAAGAAAGAGAGUUAAAAGGCAAAAAAAGAUAAAAGCAUGAAAGGAGCAUCAUGGCAUAUCAUUGUUGUCUCUUUGUUGUCAAGGCCUAAUGCUUGGAAGAACUCUCACAUUUUCUUUUUCCAUUGGAUGCAAAUGCCAAUUCUUCAACUUAUCAAUAAGGUCAUGUUUUCCCAAGAUAUAAGCUAUGAUGCCCUAAUGUGACAGCUCUUGAUGAACUUAUCUGAGAAGUCAACAUACUUUGCCCACAAUGGCCUUAGUUGUGGAAAAGCUAUUUCUAGCCACGGCUUGGCCCUGCCAUUGAAAUGGACAACACCAGCACUCUCAGCAUCAGCAAAACUUGUAUUUUCUUGAUAACCCAAGCCCAGCAUAUGCCAGAAAGGAUCAAUAAUGUGGACAUGACCAUGAAAUGCUAUCAAUCCUGGAGGUAAUGUCCCUAGCUGCCACAAACUCAGGUCUGAUUUGAUAUUCUGCAUAAAGCAAACCGGAAAUAUCAAUCUUUUAUUAUAUCAAUUUUCACUUCUAUGGAAAGUCAAUUUUAAUGGCACAGUUUAAGUAUACCAUAAGUAGUUUGACCCCCCUCCCCCCUCUCUUUAUAGUAUUAUGGUAGAAUGGAAGAUACAUGUACCUGUUCAACCCAAUCAUGGUAAACAUUGCUUAUAUUGGACUUCCUCCAAGCCUCCAAAUCAAAAAUAUUCAUGCCAUAGGCCCAAGCACAUUCAUUGGGAUUAAAAUUUUUGGAUAUUAGAGGGUGGGAAAAGUUCAAAUAGCUUUUCAACCUCUUUGACAUCACGAACUUAUCUUCUCCAUUACAUGUUUCUACAGCUCCAUUGACUUUUCCAUUCAUGUCAAUGUCCCACAGAGGUGAAAGAUCAGUUUGUACCACAAUGUCAUCAUCGAGGAAGACCACCUUGUUAAGACUUGGAAACAACUGUUAUGAAAAAGAAAUCAUGGCGAUAAGCAUCACUCGUACACUAAAGAUUUACUUUGUUAUAAGCUAUCAAUAAAAGCUUUACUUGCUACGCUAUUACUAUUACCUCUGGGAGAUGUAUCCGAAUGUGGUUCAUCACUGAAUUAUACUUGGGACUAAGUGCUUGUAGUUUGGCUGCAAUAACAUUUGGUUUCUCAGUGGUAUUUGCAACAAUAGCUGAUGAACCCCCUCUAAACUGUGACCGCACCUUUUGAUCUUUCUCCAUUGCUUCCAGAACAGGCACCUUUCCCUUUGUCAACCAGUCAAAAUGGUGCAAUGCCUUGACCUCAAUUAUAGCAGGUGAUAAAGAAUGCAAUGAGAACCAAGCCUGCAUGGGAUAAUAAGUCUUUCUGUCUGUAAUUAUAUGCAGAACAACCUUCUGAGGUCUCAAACAGUUGCGAACAAGCGAUGUUGCAACCACAGACGCUGCCAACACAUUGUCUGAGGCAAGGACAAAAUGAAAGUAUGAAUUGUCAACCAGGGCAGGGACUAGUUCAGCGGAGGGUAGUUGAAGGCGUGCUGCUGCAUUGUUUGUGUGCUCAUUGGCCAGCCUCAAGGCAAGGCAGUGAAGUUGUUUUGGUAUGCUGCUAGAUGCUACAUGACGAUAUAGAUAUUCUUGGAUUUUGGCCAUCCUGGUCCUCUGUUCCAUAAGGGUUAUCUAGGAAAUGUUCAACUUCAUAGUUAAUGGACACUUCACCCAGGAAAAUAGUAAGAAAUGCAUGAAACUAAUUUUCUUCUAGUUGAAAAGAAUAGGAGAAUGGUACCAUUUCUCGAAGUUUAACUGCAAAUGCCUUGGCAUCAUAUCCACCUUCCUUCAUUUCAGUCAUGAACUCUUCUAAAGUUUGUGGAAUAUCAGACCUUCCCUUAAGCUCAUCUUUGCUAAGUGGUUCAUCCAACGUUUGGUAUAUCACUUCUGGGACCUAUCAAAAGCCAACCACUUUCAGCCACCAAAUUAAGAUUAUGAUGAAAUUAUUUGCAAAAUUGAUCAAGAUGGUGAUGAAUAUAAUUAGAAUUUCAGGAGAUUACUGUUGAUUCAGAUCGUCUUCCCAAAAUCCUUGGCCCUAGUUUUUUUCCAAGGCAACCUACAAAUAUGGCUUGAAGUUAAUAAAUAUGUCAUAUAUACUUACAUAAUAAACAUAUUUUCUGGAUUAUAAUUUAUAGCCUUAAUAAAUCAUGUGCUUGCUUGAAUUUAUAAUUUGCUAAUUCUGACGUUGAUUUUUUAUUACCAUUGUUUAAGAUCAUGAAAGUUUAUCAAGUGUCCACGUGAACUUGUACAGUACCUUAUCUACUUCAAAAUGGAAAUCUUGAAUGGAUGGUCAAGUUUACCCCGACAAUAACUAUUGACAAUCCUAUUCGAAUUAUACAAUACACAAGAUAGGGAAAGUCC
Molecule: messenger RNA, 4028 nt
Organism: Abrus precatorius (Indian licorice)
Lineage: Eukaryota; Viridiplantae; Streptophyta; Magnoliopsida; Fabales; Fabaceae
Exons: 1
Coding region: 23-1048 (341 amino acids)
Cellular component (GO): chloroplast
Source: RefSeq, a predicted model, not a curated record